Molecule: messenger RNA, 2528 nt
Organism: Durusdinium trenchii
Lineage: Eukaryota; Dinophyceae; Suessiales; Symbiodiniaceae
Source: the annotation of a GenBank genome assembly
AGCCAAAAGCUUCAGGCUUGCCUUCAUUCCUUUUGCCCAAAGAAAAAGAGCGAUUACUCAUGGCGUCCUUAUGGCGCUUUCUCCUUUUGGCCAUCAUGCCCUACUCCUUUGCAGAGGAGGCCUCGCUCCAGCUGGAUGACGAGUGCUUGGACGAGAGUUGCACUUUGAACGCGCUACAGCUCCGAGGAGCGGCCGCCGCCGUACCUGUGGUGCCAGACAUUGAUGACAUCAUCGAGGACCCCGACGACGAAGAGGAGGAGGAGGACGACGACGAGGACGAGGAGGACGAGGAGGAUGGCGGGAAGCCUGCCGGACUCGAUGAUCACGAGGAUGAGGAGGAGGAGGAUGGUCCCAAUCCAGAUGAGGCCAGCGACUCUGGAAUUCCUGCCUGGGAGCCACUGCCGGAGGAUGCCAACUGCUCCAAGCCGGACGCGCAGUGCGGUGGUCAGUGGUACUAUGGGCCCACCUGCUGCUGGCAUGGGCACCUUUGCUACCAGGUGAACGAGUACUACUCGCAGUGCGUCACCAAAGACAAGGCCGAGGAGUUGGCCGACGCCGCGUCCGAACCCAGCACCACCACGACCACGACCAAUGCGGACCCACAGGGCUGCCAAAUUGGCUAUGGGCAGUGUGGUGGCUUUGAUGAGGACACCAAGACCAAUUGGACGGGGUCCACCUGUUGCCAUGCUGGAUUCAUUUGCUCCGAGAAGAGCAAGUUCUUCUCCCAGUGCAAACCCAUGGCGAAGGGUGGACCCUUCAUGCCCUACAAGCCAACCAAAGCGCUUGAGGAGCCCUCCGAUGCGCCGGUCUUCACCUUCUACGUCUACCGCGCCUCCUCUGAAGAGGGAAGUGACUUGCUGGACAACAUCAACGUGGGGAACUUGGCCGGCACCUUGUGGUACCUGCAAAACGAGGUGGUCUUCGUGCGGCCCAGGAAGUUCAACAUCUCCAAGAUCGUCCGCUACAAGAUCUCCACGAAAUCCACAACGCCCUUGUACGACCUGGGCAUGAACUUCGGCGUCCGCUUCGCCUACGACUCCGCGCAGUGCGAUGGCCCAUGGUCCUGCGACCUGAACUACGACCGCUUCGGGUACUUCGUGGGUUGCAACAACCUCGGCUCCUUCCCCUUCCCAACCUAUGACAUUCACUACCCCGGCGCCAAGUGGUAUGCUCUUCCAGGGCCUUGCUCCUCCAAGACCUACCAGGACAAGGAUGCGAAGUGCAUCAAGGAGCAGCCAGGUGGUCGUUGUGAUGGAACACCCACUGGCCAAGGCAACUGCACCUACAGUAUCGAGGUGGUCGGCUCUUUGACCAUCGAUGAGAUCGACGGCAUCAAAGACUACCACGAAUUCAUUCACACAGGAGGCGUCGAGUUCAACAAGACCUUGGACAAGGGCGAGGGGUGCACCUUUUGGAACAACAUGAACGUCACAGCCAAGAACAUUGAGAGGGUUGAGAAGGUGAGGGCCUUGUUUGAGAAGAAGUAUCCCGAUCAGCCCUUGGAUGAGGACAUGGAAGCGCCAGCCUGCGACUUCAACUUCACCGCCUUCUAUGGUAAGGAUCCUUCAUAUCUCACCACCACCGCUGCGCCCACGACGGAGGCCGCAACAACCGAGGCUCCAACCACCACUGAGGCCGCAACGACUGAGGCUGAGACCACCGAGGCAGCAACAACCGAGGUGGCAACUACUGAGGCAGAGACAAUGGAGCCCGCCACCACGGAGGCUGAGACCACCGAAGCUCCGACCACUGAGGCUGAGACCACAGUGCCAGAGACUACGGAAGCAGAGACCACUGAGGCUGAGACUACGGAGACCGCCACCACGGAGGCUGAGACUACGGAGGCCGAGACAACUGAGGCUGAGACGACUGAGGCUGAGACCACUGAGGCUGAGACCACUGAGGCUGAGACUACUGAGGAACCAGUUCCAGAGGAGACCACCAAGACAGCUUUGAGCACACCUGCUGGCUGCAAGGAUGCGGAGUUCGGCACCCACUGCUACUCCGCAGUGACCUGGGCCAAGGAGCACGGAUUGAAGCUGCACCCCACCUGGUACCCGGGACUCACCUCGUCCUCCCCCUUCUCGGACUUCCAGGCGCGUGUCCAUCACGUGAACCCCAAGGACUGCCCACUGCCCUGCACCAAAGAUGCGGGAUGUCAUACGGCAGUGGCUGGAGAGCACUGCUACUCUGCUGUGAAGUGGGCCAUGAAGAGCGGCAUCACCCAGCAUCCCACCUGGUACAAGGGGCUGACCAAGGAGUCCAGCUUCCAUGACUUCCAGGUGGCGGUCCACAAGGCGACGCCCAAGAAAUGCCCAAUGCCUUGCGAGGCCUAGGACAGCAGUCCAAACCAUAGUGACUAGCAACGCUGUGAUUUUGGGCCUGGCUUCGGCAAAGAGCCGUCCGCCAGCUGCGAGCGUUUUUCGGUUUCACUCUUUGACACUGCGAACGGUGCUGGGCCAACAGAGGUCCAUCUCAAUCGCGGACAUGGUCUCCCGAGGCCCCCCAAAAGGCUCGAGCCCCUCCCC